AUGAACCCAGUCGUCAGCGUUACUGAAGUUGAACAACUGCUAAAGGAAAAGAACGUUAAACUUAUUGAUGCCACCUAUACAUUAAGACCAGACUUUCCAGACUGGAAAACUUUUCAUGACAACUAUUAUGGUGAUUUCAAAAAACUUAUUGAUGCAUUUCCAGAGAAAGCCUAUGAAGAGGAGCAUAUUGAAAAUGCAGUAAAUUUUAGUCUUGAUAUUGGACUUUUCAUUGCAAAAUACAAACGCUAUGAUCUAUACCCAGCAGAAAUUUUUGAAGAAUAUGCAAGAAUUUUGGGUAUCAAUAAUGGUGAUCAUCUGAUUAUAUAUGGACGUGGAAUUGGUGCUGGAAUGUUAUUCUCGGCUCAUGUUUGGUUUGCAUUAAAGUAUUACGGUGUUGAAAACGUACAGUUGCUGGAUGGAGGUAUUGAAUCUUGGAAGAAGUCUGGCAAAAGCAUUGUCCUCUUAGACUGCAGACCAAGUGAUCAGUUCAGCAAACCAGCGGCUGAAUUAUUCAAAAAAGAAGGCAUAAAAGGAUGUCACGUUAAAGGUGCAAAGUCAUUCCCCUCUUUAGAUCUUACGGGUUCAGAUGGUAUAAAAAGUGCUGAUUUCGUUACUAAAGCUUUGGCAUCAACCGGUUAUACGGCUGGGAAACAAAUAAUAGUAUAUUGUGGUCUGGGUAACCAAGCUUCGUUAGGACUUGUCGCCCUCAAAAAUCUAGGCUUGACUUCGGUUAAAAUAUUUCAGGGAGGAAUGACUGAGGUGGUACGUCGAUGUCCAGAAAACUUGGAGUAG
Molecule: messenger RNA, 792 nt
Organism: Enterobius vermicularis (human pinworm)
Lineage: Eukaryota; Metazoa; Nematoda; Chromadorea; Rhabditida; Oxyuridae
Source: the annotation of a GenBank genome assembly